This is a messenger RNA of Seriola dumerili (greater amberjack), 5768 nucleotides long. RefSeq names its product fer-1 like family member 6 (gene fer1l6). Gene Ontology annotation, cellular component: membrane. Gene Ontology annotation, biological process: plasma membrane organization. Bases 54 to 5747 code for a protein of 1897 amino acids. The record is from RefSeq and is a predicted model, not a curated record. Lineage: Eukaryota; Metazoa; Chordata; Actinopteri; Carangiformes; Carangidae. The transcript is spliced from 45 exons.
GAAAAGCAGCCAGGUUUAAUUCAUUGAGGUGGAAGCGAAGGUCCUUCAGCAGGAUGGAUCCGUUUGAGAGUCCUGCAACCCAGCGGCGUAAGGCCAAGCUGAUGUUUGGCCUGAAAAUGAAGAAGAAGAAGAAGAAGAAGGUCAACACAGACCUGGUCCUGGCAAACAAGGGAGCUGUGGACACUGAGGCAGAUGUGCCGUCAGAAGAGUCUCCCCUGCUGGAAGGAGAAAACUCUGAGGAUCAAGCAGGAACCUCUGCAGUCAGAACCAGAAUAAUACCACACAACAAGAGGUCCAAACUGAAAACUCGCGUCCAGGAGAGUGAAUGGAAACCACAGAGCUUCCAGAUUUCCAUUAACAUCACGGAGGCCAGACAGCUGGUGGGGGAGAACAUUGACCCCAGUGUGGUGAUCGAGAUCGGUGAUGAGAAGAAACAGACGUCAGUCAAAGAAGGAACCAACGCUCCUUUUUACAAUGAGUAUUUCGUGUUUGACUUCUUCGCCCACAAAGAGGUCUUCUUCGACAAAGUUAUCAAACUCACGGUGAUGCACUCUAAGAUGCUGCGGAGUUUCUGUAUCGGCUCCUUUAAGCUGGAUGUGUGGACAGUCUACAAACAGCCAGGUCACCAGUUUGUCAAUAAGUGGGCCAUGCUGACCAAUCCUGGUGACAUCAGCACUGGGGUCAAAGGUUAUGUCAAGUGUGACAUCAGCGUCUCAGCAAAAGGAGACUCCGUGCAACCCGGUCCAAAAACGAGUGAUGCUGAAGAGCAGAUAGAUAAGAACCUGCUGAUACCAGAGGGUUUUCCCUCCGAACGACCCUGGGCCCGUUUCUGUGUGAAGGUGUAUCGAGCUGAAGGUCUUCCCCGGAACAACUCCAGCAUCAUGGCCAACGUCACCAAGGCCUUCAUAGGAGACAACACGGCACUCAUAGACCCAUAUGUAGUGGUCAGCUUCUUCAAACAAGUGGGUCGCACAUCCACUCAGAAGUCCACAGCAGACCCGGUGUGGAACGAGCAGAUUGUCUUCACGGAGAUGUUUCCUCCUCUGUGUCAGAGACUGAAGAUCCAGGUCUGGGAUGAGGGAAGCAUGAGUGAUGUUGCCAUAGGAACCCAUUACUUUGACCUGAGACGCAUCUCCAACGAACAGGAUGGUGACAGAGGGUUUUUACCAACCUUCGGUCCCGCUUGGAUCAACAUUUACGGCUCGGCCCGAAACUUUUCAUUAGGCGACGACACUGUGGAGCUGAACGAGGGCAUCGGAGAGGGCGUGUCAUACAGGGGGCGGGUCUACAUGGAGCUGGCAGUGGAGAUCCUAUCAGGAGGGACGGGUUCGGAGUCCAAACUCAUUCGAAUGAUCAAGCCCGCGAAGGACACUAAAGCAGGAAAGGCCGGAGGGAAGGAUGGGAAGACCGCUGCAGGAGGAGGAGCGGGAGGAGCAGCAGGAGGAGCCGCUGAUGACGACAAAGGGAAAGCUUUGGCAGCAGAGGUCCUGCCCGUGGAAUCUCCCUCUGUGCUGGAUGCCGACAAGGAGACCUUCCUGCUGUUUGGUGUUUUGUUUGAAGCCGCCGUGAUUGACAGAAAGAUUGGAGACAAACCAAUCAGCUUCGAGUUCUCCCUGGGUAACUAUGGUAACACCUUAGAGCCGACGGGCCAGCCCAGCCACAGCGUCAGUCCUGCUGUCCCUCGGAGGAGAAGAGCACUGGACGUCCCAGAAAGCAGUGACAUCCUCGGCUCCUCCCCUCUCAGCUCCCCCCCGAUCUCCCCGUCUUCCCCCCUCCUACCCAGAGACCUUCAGGACACCGCCUCCGCCUCCAAGUCCACCACCUGUCCUGAAAAACCGCUCAUCGUCGAAGGAAACAGGUACUACAUGCAUCUGCCCCUGGAGAAGCAGAAGCCGUGUAUUAAUGUGCUGAGUUACUGGGAGGACAGAGCUUACCGACUCUACAACUCGAAUAUGCUGGAGAACAUAGCUGUUCUGUUUGAAGAGGGCGUGGCCAGUGCGGCAGAGCUACACAAGAAGUCAGAUCCUGGGGCGGAGAAUAUGCUCAAAACCAUCCUUAAAGAAUUCUGUAUGGAUGCCAGGAGUUUCAUAGCAGCAGCAGAAGCCAAGCUGAAGGCGGAGCUAAAGUCCAGUUACCUGACACAGCUGGACAAGAAACGCCUCACCAUGUGUACACAGGAGCUGGACGGUAUGAUAGAAGAGGCCCAGUCUUUGGGAGAAAGGAAGAGAAAAGCUGGUGGAGUGAAAGAAAUGCUGCUGGAUGCAACAAAACUCACACACAGACUACGCUUUCUUGUGCAGGAGCCCCAGCACACAGUACCUGACGUGUUUGUGUGGUUGCUAAGCAAUAACAAGCGCGUUGCGUACGCCCGGGUCCGAGCCAGAGAUCUGCUGUUCUCCAGCAGCCAGGAGGCCCGAGGGAUCCACUGCGGCAAGAUAAUAACACUGUUCCUGAAGCCUCCAGGGAAGCGUGUUGCCGGCUUGUCAGUCCAAGCAAAGCUGGAUGUGUAUCUGUGGUUUGGAACCUGUUCAGACUCCCGCCACAUGCUGGACGACCUGCCUGCAGGAUUCACUCCGACCAGAGGGGGCGCUGAUUCCAACAGCCCUCCAACACACCUGCUCUGCACAGAGCAGCAUCAGUUCCAGCUGAGGUGCCACAUGUAUCAGGCUCGUGGUCUGAUCGCUGCCGACAACUCUGGCCUGUCCGACCCUUUCGCUCGUGUCACCUACCUGUCACACAGCCAAACCACCAAUAUUAUCAGUCAGACUCUCAGUCCUACAUGGAACCAGUGUUUGCCGAUGGGCCGUCUGCUGCUGAGUGGAGAUCUGCAGUACAUCCAGCAGGAGCCGCCACGCAUCCUCAUCGAGGUGUACGACGACGACGCACUGGGCAAGGCAGAGUACCUGGGAGCCACAGUAGCAGUGCCUGAGGUUCGGUUGUCCUCUGACAGCUACUCGCCUCCAACACUGCAAUACAGCCCCCUGCACUGCGGCAGCCAGCCAGGAGGAGACCUGCUGGCUGCAUUUGAACUGCUGCAGAUCCCAGAGUCUGGAGAGCAGAAUCUGCCGCCGCUGGAGGAAGAGGAAGGAGGCAUCUACACGGUUCCUGCCAACAUCAGACCCGUUCUCAGCACCUACAGGCUGGAGGUUUUAUUCUGGGGCCUGAGGGAGCUGAAGAAGGUUCAGCUCCUGUCUGUCGAUCGUCCACAGGUCUUUAUUGAGUGUGCAGGUAAAACUUUGCGUUCCUCCGUCAUUCAGAAGUACAAGUCCAACCCAAACUUCAGCACGCUGGUUGAUGCCAUAGAGCUGGAGUUACCAGAGAACGAACACCUCCACCCUCCUCUCAGUAUCACUGUCGUUGACUGGCGGGCCUUCGGUCGCAGCACGCUGGUCGGGAACCACAUCAUCAACAACCUCAGGGCCUUCAAAUACACUCCGCCUCCAGCCCUGCCUGCUCCCGUACAGACACACCCACCACCCAAAGUCACAUACACCGCUGAACCUGCACCGACGCCAGAGCAACAGAGCGCUGAGGGACAGCCACAGCAUGCUGGAGAGACCAGCUCCACUGUGGCACUAACAAAUCAGGAUUUCCUUAUCACUAUUGAUGAUGAAGCCCCGCCUCCAGCCCCGCCCACUCCUAAGCAAGAACCCAGGAAGAAAAAGGAGAGCGGCAUGAGGAGCACCCACCGAUCCACCAAGCGGAGGAGGCGGACCAUCGCUGACGAAUCGGCAGAGUGUGUCAUCGACUGGUGGUCCAAAUACUACGCGUCUGUCGAGAAGCAGGUCAAACAGAGGGACGGCUCCCCUUUCCCCCAGGUCUUUGAAAAAGGUAAGAACUCCACUGUCGUGUCUGUCAUGUCUGAUGUCAACAGUCCAGAUCAGAGGGCUGUACUGGACUACUUCCUGGGAUUCAGCUCCCACUCGGACGGAGACAAGAAGAAAAAGCAGAAAGGAAAAGGAACUCUGGAGCCCAAUGUUGGUCUGUCCACUAAACUAGCCACACUCAAGCUGUACAACAGGGAGCUGGAGGCGGAGUUCGGGCCGUUCGAUGACUGGGUGAACACCUACGAGCUGUUCAGAGGGAAAGCUGGUGAUGAAGAUGGGCCGAGUGAUGAGAGGUUUGUCGGCAAAUUUAAGGGGAAAUUCUGCCUGUACAAGCUUACCGAGGACGAGGCAGAAGACUGGGAUGAAACCGCAGACACGGGACACUUCAAAGUCAGCAGAGGAAUCCCUCCCAACGGCCCGGUCCAAGUCCUCAUACGGGUUUAUAUAGUCUCUGCGUCCAACCUGCACCCAGCUGACUCGGAUGGGAAGGCGGACCCCUACAUUGUGGUUCGCCUUGGCAAAAAUGAAAUCAAAGACAGAGACAACUACAUUCCUAAACAGCUCAAUCCCGUGUUUGGAAGGUCUUUUGAGAUGCAGGCGACCUUCCCUCAGGAGUCUCUGCUGUCAGUGCUGAUCUAUGACUACGACCUGGUGGGAGGGGACGACCUGAUCGGAGAGACUCGCAUUGACCUGGAGAACCGGUUCUACAGCCGACACAGAGCCACCUGCGGACUCCCCACCGAGUACAGUCUUGACGGUUAUAAUGCCUGGAGAGACUGUCUGAAGCCGUCGGAGCUGUUGUCUAAGCUGUGCAGAGAAAAUGGUGUGGAUGGUCCUCAUUUCAGACCAGGACGCAUCACCGUGGCAGAAAAAGUCUUCACUGGCAAAACACUCUUCAUGCAUGAAGACCAGCCGGUGGAGUCCUAUGAGCACUUGUCUCUGAAGAUCCUGCACCGCUGGGCAGAGAUGCCAGAUGUGGGAUGUAAGCUGGUACCAGAACACAUCGAGACCAGAACUCUGUUCCACAAGGCCCGGCCUGGCAUGGACCAGGGUCAGGUGCAGAUGUGGGUUGACUUGUUUCCCAUGGAUUUGCCUCAUCCUGGACCUUCAGUGGAGAUUUCACCUCGGAAACCAAAAGGGUACGAGCUGCGAAUCAUCAUCUGGAACACAGAGGAUGUGAUUCUGGAGGACAGUAACUUCCUGACUGGUCAACAGUCUAGUGACAUCUAUGUCAAAGGCUGGUUGAAAGGUUUAGAGGACGACCGACAGGAGACUGAUGUUCACUACAACUCUCUGACUGGAGAAGGAAACUUCAACUGGCGCUUUGUCUUCCCCUUCAGCUACCUGCCUGCUGAAAAGGUGAUAGUGGUGAGAAAAAGAGAGAACAUUUUCUCUCUGGAUAAAACAGAGCAGAAGCUUCCUGCCAUCCUUAUUCUGCAGGUCUGGGACUUUGAGACACUGUCCUCUGAUGACUUCCUAGGCACUGUGGAGUUGGACCUCCAUGGUUUCACUCGUGGGGCAAAGACGGCCAAGUCCUGUAAGGCAGACAUGUUGACGGAUGGGACAGAGAAAAUCUCCAUAUUCCAGCAGAAGAGAGCGAGAGGCUGGUGGCCCUUCAGCAAAUCUGGAGAGCUGACUGGGAAGGUGGAGGCGGAGUUUCACCUUGUAACUGCUGAGGAGGCGGAGAAAAAUCCUGUCGGCAAAGCCCGCAAGGAGCCGGAGCCACUUCCGAAACCAAAUCGUCCAGACACCUCCUUCUCCUGGUUCGUCAACCCAUUCAAGUGUUUCUUCCACCUAGUGUGGAGAAGCUACAAGAAGUACAUCAUCAUCGCCCUGCUCCUGCUCAUCACGCUGCUGUUCCUCGCCCUGCUCUUCUACACACUGCCAGGAGCCAUCUCUAACAAGAUAGUGGGAGGAUAAUCUAACCUAUCCUCAUAAUAC